UUGUGCAUUUCAAAUUUUCUUCUUCUCUCCUUAGUCUCACAGCAUAAUAAACGAGUAUUUGCGGGAAAAGACUCAUCCACCCUAAGAGGGGCAUGCAAAACAGAAGUCGUUAAAUAUGUAUCUGUGUCUACAAGGGAUAAGCAGAAAGAGACCCAAAUAAAUUCGUCCUUUCAAUCUAAAUGCCAUGAAACGAGGCUAAAUGUACAAAAUACGGAUUCACUAGAAAGCACAAAUAUCAAAAACACAGAUGGUACAAAUAUUUCUGAUUUUCAAAUAAUGGAUAAAGAAAAGCAGCAAGAUCAGGAAGAGAUUCCAAUAGCUUUUACCUACCAUAAAAUCUACAGAUCAUUUGGUUUUUGUACAAAUAUCAAUACCUGUGCCAGCUAUGAUGUAACCAGAAUGGCCACAAAGUGUCUGGCUGCACUCGCAUUUUCUAGUACGUUUUUCGUCUAUCUCCUUCUCAAUUCUCAUUAUCGCGAUUGUUUCAAAGAAGUAUUUUGCAAUUACAAGAAUGCAUUGGCAGAGAAUCCCGAUAACCUGAUCAAUGAAACAACUGUUUUUGCUACUAAUUCCAAUAAAAAGGCGCAACCAGCAGAAGAAGGCGUUCUAUCAUUUACAUUUUUAAAAGGUGAAUCUCAUAUGAAUGCAUCAUGGAAAAACCGACACUAUAUCUAA
Molecule: messenger RNA, 675 nt
Organism: Protopolystoma xenopodis
Lineage: Eukaryota; Metazoa; Platyhelminthes; Monogenea; Polystomatidea; Polystomatidae
Source: the annotation of a GenBank genome assembly